AUGUCCUCGGCACAACCAACGAACAACGACAACUCGAACGAAGGCGUUGUUUCCAAGUCAGCUACCGGUAGCAGCCAAAAGGAGACUGUGCGGCUAGUCAUCAUUUCCGACACUCAUGGGCACCACAAAAAAUUGACUUCCAUUUUACCAAAAGGUGAUAUCUUGAUUCAUUUAGGCGACUUUUGCAACAAGGGAUCCGCGUCGGAUGCUUUGGAGUUUGCCAAUUGGAUCACCAAAAUGGCUGCCAUUCCUAGCAACCAAAAACAGAUUUCUUCACAACAUGCACUCUACGAAGAAAUCAUUGUGUUGGAAGGAAACCAUGAUCGUACACGUAAAUUAUCUCCGGCGGAAAUCAAAGCGAAGCCACCGAUUGAUCUUACCAAGAUGUUCAAGAGAGUCAACUCGGACACUGAUGGCAAGGUGCAAUUCUUACAAGAUCAAAUGGUCCAAUCCAAAAGGUUUCCACUAAAGUUCUAUGGUGCCUCUUGGAAUUCCUGUGCUGGAGACAACUUUCCCACUCAGUUUGAUUUCAUGGGCCAGGAGCCACCUGAUGUCAUGCUAGCACAUCUAAACCCGUAUAUUUCAUCCAAGAUUACCUAUCCACAAUUGGAAUCGUUGGAGCUCGUUCAUGCUUGGCGAGGAGCUGAAGGGUUGUCCAGGACUGUCCUACAGAAUAAAAUUCCACUUUGCAUGUCGGGCCACCUCCAUUGGGGUCGAGGGGUGAUCCACGUGCCUCACAACAGGAACAAGCAACAACAAAAUAACAACGGUAGCAGUUCGGUAUUCAUCAAUGCUGCCAGCAUGAAAUCGCAUCGGGAUGCAGGCAUUUUGUACGAGCCAGUCGUCGUGGACUAUGACUUGGAACAGCGAAAACCGAUUCGGAUAGACUUAUCAUACACUACCGUUGAGAACUAA
Molecule: messenger RNA, 915 nt
Organism: Cylindrotheca closterium
Lineage: Eukaryota; Bacillariophyta; Bacillariophyceae; Bacillariales; Bacillariaceae
Source: the annotation of a GenBank genome assembly